UCAAGACACUAUUUUAAAGCGAACAGGAGCCGAGAAGACCGUCAAAACAGGAAAGUCGGCGGAAACAAACUAUUUAAAGGGGAAGGACACGGGAGGUUCUUCAGCAGGUCACAGCGUGAUAGUGUAAAUGCGCAUUAUUGUAAUAUUGUAAGAGUGUAACAGUAGUGUCAUAGUUUAACAAUAACACGACUAACAAGUUUGCCGGCUGCCUUCCGAACUCUUCCCGUUUUAGCGGUGCGCUUUGCCUUUAAAAGCUGCGCAGAUAGGCGGACGCGAGACGCACUUCGGCUCCCGGUCCACGCCCCCAGCCCCAGUACGGACCGGGGCAUUGGAUAUGACGUGUUUGGAAUCGCGUUGUAAUGUUCGUGUUCAAAUAAAAACGGGGGUGACGAGGUGUGCGAUGGGAGCUCGUGACUGACAUUUCCGAGGGGGAGGGAAUAAGGAGACCCAAUGUCCAGGAGGAAUAUUAGGGAGGACGACGAAGGCGACCAGCAGGAACCGCUGCUCGGCGCCAUCCCCUGGGACCCGGAGCCAGGAGGUGAAGGCGAUGACGGCGGUGACCCCGAGGAGACGAAGCUCUCCUACGAAGAGGCCGUGGAGAAAGCAGGUUUCGGUUUAUUCCACGGCCUCCUGUUGGGGGUGUGCGGAUGGGCCAACGCGAGCGAUGCUGUGGAGAUCCUGUGCGUGUCCUUCUUGCUGCCCACGGCGCGGUGUGACCUGCGGCUCAGCUCUUCCGACAUGGGGGUGCUCAACGCCAGCAUUUUCCUGGGGAUGAUGGUGGGCGGAUGCCUGUGGGGUUCCCUGGCUGAUCAGAGGGGCCGCCGGAAGGUCCUCGUGGUUUCUCUGGCUGUGAAUGGCAUUUUUGGGGCUCUGGCAGGCCUAGCCCCCAACUUCUGGAUGUUUCUAUUCAUGCGCAUCGUCAGUGGCCUGGGGGUGGGCGGUUCCAUCCCAGUUGUCUUCUCCUACUUCUCGGAGUUCCAGCCACGCAAGCGCAGGGGGAUGAUGAUCAGUGCGUUGGCCACCUUCUGGAUGGCAGGAAACAUCCUGGCUGCAGGCCUUGCUUGGCUCAUCAUCCCCAGUUCCUUUUCUGGCUUCUGGUUGGGCUCUCUGCACUUCCAGAGCUGGAGGCUCUUUGUGAUGCUCUGCUCCAUCCCCAGCUUGUCCUCGGCGCUUGUUUUCGGGCUGGCCAUGCCGGAGAGCCCCAGGUUCCUCAUGGAGGCUGGACUCGAGGAGGCAGCUAUAGAGGUGUUCCAGAAGAUGUUCAGAAUGAACCAGUGGGGUAGCUCCAGACCCCUCCUAAUAUCUGGUCUGCAAACUACUUCUGGAUGCAAGAAUCAGAGAGGCAAGGCAGCCAGUGGUUCAAGACUGCAACACAUUGUUUGCCUCACCAUACGGGGUCUGGACCCCAUGAGGCAAAUUUUCUUCAGACCGCUGACCUCUAGAAGCAUUGUUCUGCUCAUCAUAUUCUACUGCAUAUCCUUCGGGUACUACGGCCUUUGGAUGUGGCUCCCUGAAUUGUUCCGAAGGAUGGAGAUGGGAGGUCUGCCGUGUUCCAAUGUGUCUCAUGGUGCUGUUUCUCCAGACUCCCAGAAUGAGAGCUGCUACCCCGUGAAGACAGCAGUCUACAUGGAGGGAUUCAUCACAGCAGCUUCCAACUUGCCAGGAAACAUCUUCACCAUCCUGCUGAUGGACGUUGUUGGGGGGAGGGUACUGCUCUCAUGCAGCCUGCUGGUUUCAGGAGUCAGUGUGUUCUCCGUGUGGGCCGUGAAGACCAAGACCCAGAGCCUUGUCAUGUCCUGCGUGUUCAGCGCGGUCUCCGUUGUUGCCUGGAAUGCACUGGACGUGGUCAGCACCGAACUCUACCCAACAGCGCUCAGGUCUUCAGCUUUGGGGUUCUUCACCGGCAUUGCCAGAGUGGCUGCCCUCAUGGGCAACCUGGCAUUUGGCCAGCUGGUAGACACAAACUGUGCCAUCCCUGUACUGCUGGUGGCAGCAUUGCUGGCCUCUGGAGGGAUCACUGCUCUCAAACUGCCCCAAACCAAGCAGGCUGAGCUCAUGUGAUGUCACCUGGACCAACCAGAGCCCUCAAGGGUUGAUCCAGACCAUUCUAAAUGCUGGGUGGAAUCCAUUCAAGCCCUUGAUAGCUCCCUGAACAUUGACCAAAGAACAGACAAGUCAAAUCACAAGUGCAGUAGGUGAAGCUGUACAUUAGAGACAAAAUAUUUCAUACUUUGUCUUGUGCACAGAAAAAUUGAACUGGUUUCCAUGAAGCUGGGAAAGUCACUAAAUCUAAAUGAAACCAAUAAAGGGAUAUAAUAGUUCACGUUGCUGAAGCUGACACUGAAAACCUAAUGCCAUAGCCAUUCCAGUGCUUGUCAGUUGACUCAAUAUAAAACCCUCAUGUGGUUACUAACGCUGCUGUAAGCAACUAUGUACAUCUCUAGCUGUAAGUAUAAUCUACAUAAACACAUAGGAUUAUAAGUUAAGGUACUAGGUGAGCUCUCUAGAACUUAAAGAUGCAAAAUUCAGCCUCUGAGUACAACAGCAGAGCUUGAGCAGAAUGUGACUGUUGAAGCCAUAGCUCAUGCUUAUUUGAGCAAUUAUGCAAUUAGCAAUCAGACCCAUUUACAGACUCCAGAAUCAUUCCAGGACAGGCUAUUUGAUCAAUCCUUAAGUGAGCAAGACCCCCCAUCAAGUGUUCUAUCCCUAGAGGGCCAGAAUGACCAAGGACACACAAGGCAAAUGAUACAAUGACAGUUUGUUCAAGUGGAAUCUUUGUCUUUGCACAUUAUUCUUACAAUAAUGUAUCUAUUGAUGGAACAAAUUUCUUAAUUUUAGGCAAAUGUGACUUUGCCAAGACUAGCAAUUGAAACACGUAAAAUAGCUGUCAUCACAGCAUUGUCACAUACUUAGUUACUGACCUUCCUGCUGAUUUUCAAUCAAAUUAAUACAACCAAUAUAGCUGAUGCACAAUUGUUUUAAGAUUGUAAUCUGAACUCUGUAUGAUGGCUGGUCAAGUGCCUUCCCUUUUCUGAAACUGGAACCUGUUACAGAGGUG
Scleropages formosus (Asian bonytongue) is the source of this 3058-nucleotide messenger RNA. It is a transcript of the gene sv2, whose product is annotated as synaptic vesicle glycoprotein 2. Bases 451 to 2061 code for a protein of 536 amino acids. Gene Ontology annotation, biological process: transmembrane transport. Gene Ontology annotation, molecular function: transmembrane transporter activity. The transcript has 13 exons. The record is from RefSeq and is a predicted model, not a curated record. Gene Ontology annotation, cellular component: membrane. Lineage: Eukaryota; Metazoa; Chordata; Actinopteri; Osteoglossiformes; Osteoglossidae.